Messenger RNA from Diatraea saccharalis (sugarcane borer), 3186 nucleotides. Lineage: Eukaryota; Metazoa; Arthropoda; Insecta; Lepidoptera; Crambidae. The record is from the annotation of a GenBank genome assembly.
GAUUUCUGUGGUGUUUUUAUCGUAGUCGUUUUGUCGCGCAAAAUGUUUAAUUUGUUCUAGUGCUGAUGUUAUUUAAAAUUAAGAUAUGAGAUAGUUUGUGUUAUGUGCGCAUCUGAUUUUAAUAGUUAUUGGUUUUCCUAAAGAGAUAAUCGUGUGUUAACAAUGGAUAUUGAAACAACAAUCGACUUUGAUACUGUAGUUGAUUCUCUUGUGAAUAUGUUCGGAGAUAUUUUGAGCAGAGAUGUUAUUUUGACUAUCGUAGAAGGCUGUGGCGGCGACUUAAACACGGCCGCUGAUGCAAUUAUGAAUAUUACAUGUGAUACAAAUAGCUUGCAAGAAAACACUACAUUUAAUGCAGAAACCAAAGAAGAAAAAAAGGAAGAAUCUACACAAAAUCUAGAUACUGUUCCUAAUCAAGAAUCAACAAUUUCAUAUGCAGCAGCAUCCCAAAGAAUUGGAGCAAUGCCUAAACAGCAAAUAGAACCUACUGCAUCUUAUAAUCAUUCAAUCGCCUGGAGUGAAGAUUUCCGUAGAAUUGUUAUGUAUUACAAUCAAGGAUAUCGUGUGUUAAUAUUGAUGAGAGGUGCUCCAGGCUCUGGAAAAUCUUAUUUAGCUGAAAAGCUAAUUGAAGCAACUGUUGGAGGUACAUUUGCAGAAUUGAAAACUCACAUUUGUAGUACAGAUGAUUAUUUUAUGGUUAGAGGUAGGUAUAAUUUUAAUAAACAUGAUCUACCAUAUGCUCAUAGUGUUAAUCAGAGAAGAGCUAUCUCAGCCAUGGAGCAAGGUUUGAGUCCUGUGAUUAUUGAUAACACCAACAUAGAAGUAUGGGAAACAGAACCUUAUGUACGAGCAGGUGUCACCAAUGGUUAUAUCAUAGAAGUGUUGGAGCCUAAUACACCAUGGGCUAAAAAACCUAAUCAACUUUGUAGAAGAAAUGUACAUAAUGUGCCUAUAACUUCUAUUAGAAGAAUGUUAGAGAAUUAUAUUAAUAAUCUCACUGGAGACUCUUUGAUUAGAGCUUUUGGAUUAAGUUAUCCAGCUGAUAAAGUCCCACCAGUUAUUCGAUCAAUGCCUGUCUUUCGGCCUAGUCCUAAGAAACCUAUUUCGCAAGAAAAUACAAAUUUCGCUACAUCUAGUGAAAAACAACAAAAUAAACAUUUGGAUACAAAUAUGGAAAGUCUUUCUAUAACUGACGUACAGACCCUUGAAGCCAUACCAAUUCCAAAUAAUGACAUACAAAUUUCUACCGCUUCAAAUAGUUCUAUGACUACAACAGAGAAGGUUUUACCUACUGUUAAAAAUUCUGCCCAAUCUGCUGUCGAAAUUGAUGAUGAUACUGAAAACAAAAUAGAUCUCAACUCAUAUGUAGAUGUGCAAAAACAGUUAGAGGAAAUUGAGAAGGUUGAACGCGAAUGGGAAAAUGGCGAAAACUGGAUUGCAGAACAAGAUGUUUCGACUGAUCAUACUAAACAUACUGAAAGUAUAGAAGUUACUGUACCUAAACCACAAAGAAAAAAACAGUCCCAUACUAAUUCAGAUGAGAAAAUUCUAGGGACUUUUGACGGCUGUCAAGAUUGGAGACAAAUCUCUAUGUUUAUGCCUCCUUGGAGUGCCCAAGAAGGAAUAUUAUCCCAAUCUAUAAACCUUGAAGAAAUACCCGUAGAAACUGUGUCUAAUAGUACUUGCAUCGAAAUUGGAGAUGUAGAGAAUACUUCUAAUAUGCUCAAAGUUAUCACUGCAACUCCUAGGGAUAUCAAUCAGUUUAAUUUUUCGUUAAAUAAAGAAAAAAUUCCUGAAAAGCGUAUGCUGGAUAAAAGUAGUAUGACAAAUGAAAAUUCAAUUCCCGACUUAACAAAUAGAUGUCAAAGUGAAGAGAAACAUUUCAAUGAACUUAGAAAAUUAUUCAAAAAUGUUUCCAAACAUGCUUUGAGAGAUAUAUUUGACAAAUGCAUGGGGGAUGUUAACUGGGCAGUGGAAAUAGUAUUAGAUGGAGUAGCAUCCAAACAAUUAGAAACUAUUGAUAUAGAAAGUACAUCUGAUAUAGAAGAGGAUGCAAGUACUAACGAUGAUCUUUGCUCUUGUUUAGCAGCUUAUAAUAUAUUGCCUGAUAAAUCUUUAACCCAACGAAAAAGUUUAACUACACAAUCAUAUGUAACACCUGUAGCAAGCGGAAGUUCUCCUAAAGUACAAAGUCAAAAGAAAUCGAAAAAAGAAAGUACAUCAGGUGAUUCACUGCAAUUAAAACGUAUAAUUGAGCAAAAUGUUGACUUUUCUGAAAAUCAUUAUUCACAGCACUGUCUUAAGAUAAGAAAGUUUCGUCGUGGUGAAUAUGAACUAAGUGAUGAAAACCCAGAAUCUGAUUCUGUCAAAAAUGAUGAAACAGAAAGUGCUCAAAGCACAACUGAUUUAGACUGUCAAGCUUCUGGGUAUAGUCAUAUGGAUGCGUCGGACACAUCAUUUGAUGAUGUUGAAAAAACUGUAGUUGUUAAUUUGGGUUGGGAGUUUGUGGCUCAAUUAGAUAAGCUGUUUGGCCGAAAUAGUAUGAAUUAUCCUAAUAAAGUUUUGCCUAAAAUAAAUGUUCCGCUAUCUCUGCUGAAUGAAAUAAACGCUCUGUGGAUAGAGUCGUUGAUGGAUGAAAUGGAUGAGCAUGAUAAACAGACUGCGAUUAUGGUAAAAGAAGACGAAGAAUUUGCCAGGCAAUUAUCUAUGAAAGAAGCAGAGCUGACUUUGGCCGGUAAAGAACCAGAAGUUCCAGAUUUCAAAGAAAUUAUGGAUAUGGAUUUAGCACUUUCGUUAUAUCAAAAAGACGUUGCGGAAUGGCGCAACAAAGAACCCAAUGAUCUAGCAGCAAAGCUGACUAGGGACAAACUCUACAAUUUAUUCCCAGAUGUAGCAAAAGAAAUUUUGUCUGAGCUCCUAAUGGCUCACGAUAAUAAUUUUCAAAUUACUGUAGAGGUGUUGUUAAUGUCGACCGGAAAAGCAAAUAUACUUGAACAGAAGAAUGGUUUGAAUAAAUUUGUUAUGCAAAAAGAGAUGGAACGUCAAGAACGUCUCUUAGAAGAAGAGAGAAAAGCUCUAUCAGAAGUGGAGUGGCCGUUAUUACCUAGAGGUGAAGUUGUGGAAAUGUCCACAGUGAACAGUUACAGAGAGAGGGCAGAGCGUCAUCUAAUUAAUCGUAAUAUGUGA